This is a messenger RNA of Diaporthe batatas, 1129 nucleotides long. RefSeq lists its product as uncharacterized. Bases 118 to 1101 code for a protein of 327 amino acids. The record is from RefSeq and is a predicted model, not a curated record. NCBI's taxonomy places the organism in Eukaryota, Fungi, Ascomycota, Sordariomycetes, Diaporthales, Diaporthaceae. The transcript has 3 exons.
GUUCGCUCGUGGUUUUUAAUAUUUAUCUUUCUCUCCGUCUGUCUGUCUGUGUCUUUCCGACCUGCAGGCGUUCUCUCAUUCUCUCUUCAAUUUUUAUACCUUCGUUGAUCGCACAGGAUGCCUUCUCUUCUCCGCGCCGCCCUCGUGGGCAGCACUAUUGCGCCAGCCGCAUAUGCGUACACCCAGGCCAACGUUGCCUCGCCUUUCAUGUACAAGAACGUCGAUCCUAUCGUGUUCCCCGGCGAAUAUGGCAAAUCACACAUGCACUCAUUCUUUGGCUCUGAUGCCGUAACUGCCUCAACCAAGACCAGCGCCGAGCUGCAGAAGGGGUGCACAACCACUGACAACCCCAACGACUUCUCCGUCUACUGGGUCCCUUCCCUAUUGUAUACCAACGACAACGGCAAGACGUACGACUACGUCCCCGUCAUGCGUUUCUCAGCCUACUACAACCUGGGCGAGAGUCCUGCCGAGAUCCCCAUCCCACAGGACCUAAGAAUGGUCGCGGGUUCGGCCUCAGCCACCACCGCCGGCGACUCCCCCGCGGACGCCAAGGUCGAGUGGAUGUGCGAGGGCGACGACGGUAUCUCGGCCGACGAAAACGGGUUCCCCAGCUCCACCUGCAGCACCCACCUGCAGACGCUGCUGUACUUCCCCCAGUGUGUCAACGAGGACACGCUCGAGACGGCCUACAAGAGCCGCGACUACGGCACCGACAACUGGUGCCCCGAGGGCUCCAAGUCCAUGCCCCAGCUGCGUUUCUCCAUCCGCUACGACCUGCGCAAGGUCCUGCCCGACGGGUGGAGCGGCACCGCGCCCAUCAAGCUGGCCAGCGGCAAUGCCUGGUCUAGCCACGGUGACUUCAUCAUGGGCUGGACUGAGGACGCCGCUAAGAACAUGGUCGACGCCACCGCUGCCGACUACAAGUACCACUACUAUGCCGUCGACGGCGCGCUCGGCUCUGCCGGGACCAACCCUACCUGCUCUCCCAGCGAUGCCGACCCCGACAACGGAACUAGCGACUACGCCGAGUCUGUUAGCCAGAUGAGCAAGCGUUCCGUGAUGGGCUGGUCAUCCCGGUCUCGCAUGGCCCGUGCCUGAACCCAGCCAGGCUUAUGAGGCGUCACGG